This is a messenger RNA of Vitrella brassicaformis, 1059 nucleotides long. NCBI's taxonomy places the organism in Eukaryota, Vitrellaceae. The record is from the annotation of a GenBank genome assembly.
CAUCCAACGAUGUAUUGAAUCAAUGAUGCACUCAUCAUUUGCUUUGACAACACGUCACAUAUCGGCCGAUCGAUGUCGUUCGAUCAAUGUCCAUGCUCAUGUCGGCACGGGAUAAGGAAGCAGCGUAUGCAGGUGCACAGGAACGUUGGGAAAACGGACCUAUCUGCAGAUUGGUCACUCACGUCACGAACUCUGCAGACUGACUCCAUACUUACUAUACAACAACCCCACAACCGACCGCUGCGCUCUGCACCAGUCGUCGCAACAACUGCUCCACACCAACUAUAUAUACGAUGCAGUCCGUCCUCGCGUCUUGGUCCCACGAGCCGAGACCAAAACAAAGAGGACUCAGUGCUUGCCUUGCAUCAGUGCUUGCAUCCGCAGCCCUUCUUCGCAGCAAUGGUCUCUCGCCACUCGGCAUUCUCCCGCCACUCUGACCCGUCGGCAUAGAUCUCUCUCUUCCAGAUCGGUGCGCGGGCCUGAUGCACACACACAGACAGACAUGCAGGCAGGCACAAAUGGUUGAUGUCGGCUGGCUGAUGGUUCUGUCGCCUACCUUGAUCUCGUCGAUGACGUAUCGGCAGCAGUCCAUCGCGUCGGCACGGUGCGCAGAUGACACGGCAAUGUUCACACCUGCACACAUACACAGACGGCAUCUUCAUCCUGUUGUGUGCGUUGUGUUGUGUGUGACCCUCUCUCCGCUCACCCACCUGACUGGCCGAUAGGGCACGAGCCGAGCUUGUGCUCCACGGCAAUUCGACGCACCUGCGGCCACUUGGCCUGCGCCUCCGCACACACCUCUGCAAUGGUCUUCUCGGCCAUCGGCGCAUAAGCCUCGUAAUCCAGCGCCGUCACCUCCUUGCCGCCAGAGUGGUUGCGCGUGGUGCCCAUGAAGGACGCCACAGCGCCGCACGAACCAUCCUCCACCUGCUGGAUGACACUCUCGAGGUGGAGCGGAUCUUCCCGCAGACAGAUGUGGGGAGGCAGUUGUGCACCAGUGCCGUUGGUGACGCUCUCUGCAGCCGACAUCGAAAGAAGUUUGGCGCUCGCCAGGCGUCG